Molecule: messenger RNA, 2657 nt
Organism: Paramuricea clavata
Lineage: Eukaryota; Metazoa; Cnidaria; Anthozoa; Malacalcyonacea; Plexauridae
Source: the annotation of a GenBank genome assembly
AAUGCACUGGUCAACCAAAGUGUAAGCACUCUAGGAUAUAUUCGUCGCAGACCAAGCAUAGUUACUUGACGUUAUAAACUAAGAGUCCAAGCUCUUCGCUUCGUAAACAAGAAAUACUUGGCGUACGUGCAAUGGUAAAUACAAAGUAGAAACAUGGAAUGUACAAGUAAAAAUCGUACGGCAAUGACUACCAUCUCAGUGAAUGCAAUAUUCACAGUGUUAUUGGUGAUAGGCAUGGCUUAUUUAUCCACUCAAAUCAUGUACCAGCAACAGGAAAUCAAGAAUUUCCGGACCAAGUUGCAGAAAGUCCAGGGAAAGAACGGAAGAAUUCACCUCAGACAAGUAAUUAAUUGAUAGAUUGUGUUUUUUUAAGCGUAGUCAUUAUAAAUAGAUCGAAAGUGAAAGGUCAACUCUCCAACUAUUGUUCUCAAAGCAUUGUAAUUAUUUGGUCAUGGUAAAGUAUUUUAGUUACCUUAAGUUAACUUCAAAACUAUAGAUCGAAAAUUGCAUUGUAGUAUGUAGUAUGUAGUACUUACACAAAGUGAAAAUCAUUUCCAAAUGGCUGUAUAUGUGGGUGUAAUAAUACUAAAAGUUAAUAGCCUAUCAUUGUUUUUUCAAUGCACAGCUGGCUAAUAUGCAAAGAUGCCUGACAAAUGAAAUAUGAUUCAAGAAACAAUUAUAUACCAUGGUGAUUGAUUGUGUGUUUCCAAAGAAAGGCUAUAGGAUUUGCAAUGAUCUGAAUCUAGUGAGACGAAUGUCGGGGUUUAGCUUGCCUGGGCGAGGACCUCGUAGUAGCCAAAAUAACAUCUUUCUCUCGACUGUUGCACGAGAUACACAAGAGUAAUAUAUCUUUCACUGUUCUGUAUUUGAGAAGUUAUAUUGGGUUGAAACGCUCUCUGACCGAGCUACAACUGGAUCAUAACCUUAGCUACCACUGCAUGCAGAUAUAUGUGUACACAAGAUUAAUAAGAUACCUACAUUUACAAUAACAAAGAUAGUUUUGUAGUAAGUAAAUAUGGGCAAUCAAACGAUUCAGACAAACGAGGAGCUAACAUAUUAUGUUAUCUAACUGGUGUAAACGGUAGUGAAAAGAAAUAUAUGUUCUAAAGUCAAAAUGUUGGAAAAUAUUUACUUGAACGACAUUCUGCAUUAAACUUUCUAGAACUCCGAAUCAGCUCAUCUUAUUGGUCGUGGAAACACGAAGGUUCGCUCGAGGCCUCCCCCUGGAGGUAAGAAACACUAUACAUUAUAUUAUACACAUUAUAUAUAUUUAUUAUUGUUGUAUUAAUUUAUAUAAUCUUGAACGCUCUGCAAACAAAAGCACACUAAUGUGUACGGGCAGAAUUAUAGGCUCCAGUAUAGGUCGUCUUUCCAAGUUUUCCAGACGAAUAUAAUAUUGUUUUCAUGGCGUUGAAGAAGAAUAUAAUAUCUAGGCAUUCUAUGCCAGUAAGAAAUUGGUGUAACUCAAGAGAUAUUAGUCUUUAAGUUUAUCCAGGAAAUCGAGAUUAAUUUUUUCUUAGUCUAUUUUUGAAAAUGUAGAUGACAACUUAUUUCUUGGAACUACAACUCGAAUCAGUAGACAGUGUUACAAUUUUCUGACUUUUCCUUUCUUUAGAUGUUUACAGAGUAACUUCCUGGAAGAAACAGCACAUGUCUGGGAACAUGAGUUACGACAACAAUGGCUAUCUUACAGUGAAAGUUGACGGAGUUUACUUUGUUUACACUCAGAUGUAUUAUCAUGACGGUAACAGCAGCUACACCGGUUUUAGUGUAUAUAUUGACAACAAGAGAAUCCUGAAAGCAAUCUACAGUGUUAUUGAUUUGUAUAGACCAUACCACACUCAGUAUAUUGGUGGUGUUUUUAAGAUCACCAAGGGGCAGAGAAUAUGGGUGGGGACAACGAUAACACGACUAUACUAUUUCAACGAGUUUUCAUCCUUCUUUGGUGCCUACAUGUUACACUCAUUGCCUUGACUUCAGUUGUUCUAUUUAUAGAGAGAACAAAACUUACAUUGCAAUACAAUGAUUUUGGGCAUCUCAAAGACAUUAUAUAUAGGACUGUGUAGGUCUCGUUAAUGUAUAAAAUUUACACUCGAAAUUUCCAUCUACAAAUCCCUUCUACAAGACCGAGUGUAAAAGCCUAAAAUUCUGUAGCUAUAUAAAAAGAACUUGUGGUUAGGACUCGACAACUGGCCUUUGUAGCUCAGUUAGUUAGAGCGCUGUACUGGAUCGCAGAGCCGCAGGUUCAAUUCCUGCUCAGAGGUAUAUACAGUUCGCAACUGUUCUUGGUUAGGUCAGUCUGAUAAAUGUAUAUAGUUCACCAUGCAUCCACAGCAUUCUUCUUCAAUGAUGUAGAUACCCAAAAUCCGCCUAAUUAAAAAACAACAUGUAAAUAAAAGUCCUACGUACAUAUGAUAUAUACACUUCAUCACAUUUUGUACAGUAUAGCUGUACUCUGUAGCUAUUGAGAAUGCAGGUAAUCUGAAAAAACUAUAAUUGUCGUGCAAUGCUAUAUAGUAAUUAGUUUCUUUUAAAAAGAAUUGUACAUAAACAAUUUUCAUUUGCGCAUUUGGCAAAAUUCUUGACUAUCGCUACAAUCUCAAUGCAUUCAUUAUUUGUGUUUUAUAAAAAUGACAGCCAAUAUAAAUAUAAUUUUA